Sitophilus oryzae (rice weevil) is the source of this 2031-nucleotide messenger RNA. RefSeq lists its product as uncharacterized. The record is from RefSeq and is a predicted model, not a curated record. Bases 303 to 749 code for a protein of 148 amino acids. NCBI's taxonomy places the organism in Eukaryota, Metazoa, Arthropoda, Insecta, Coleoptera, Curculionidae. The transcript has 7 exons.
UUCACGUAAAACUUCCCAAUAUGGCCGACUUCAGAAUGGAAGGCUUGAAAACCAAAAAUACCUAGAUUCAAAUCCAUAGCUCAAAUCGAUUCUUCCAACCUUCCUUGCAUUUCUUCUGUGGUAGAUUAUUCUGAUCGACGAUCGACGCUGCGGCCCGUGUUUGUGAUUUUGAAUAUUUGUGUUUUGAGUUUUCUAUUUGAUUUUGUUCUGUGUUCUUUAAUUUAGCUUGUAGUUCUUGUUAUAUAGUUAUCGUUUUGUGUUUGUGUUGUUUGUAUUUUUAUAGUAUUCGGUAGUUUAAUAAUAUGGCCAGUACAAGCUUUUUUUUUAAAGAAACAUUUAGCAAUAAUCCGUUGCCAAAUAUUUCGGAUAGUGAUAAUGAAAAUCAAAUGGAUCAGGAAGCUAUGUCUCAUCCACAAAUUUGUGGGAAUAAACUAGCCCAGAUAUUUGUAAAAAAUGUCUACAAUUAUUUUGUGAAGAAUUUUCCUCAUAUAAGUCCCCUUCAGGAAACAGCACGGGCUUUACAAAUUAGCUGCAAGUCAGUUUCGAAAUAUAAAGAAGGUCCAAAAGACGAGUUAGUUGGGAAGACUUUAAGACAGAAGAAGAAAUUGAAGACAGCUGAUGUUGGGAAUGGCACCAAAGACCAAAUAAGAUGUGAAAUAUACAAUAUGUACAAUAAUUCAUACACAAAAAAAAUUAGGAAAUACAAUUAUAAACUUAAAACACUUAAGGUUUGUAAUAGAUAUAGUUAGAAUAUCAAACAACAGGUAUGUUGUAAUGAGUUAGUAAAUGCAUGGUUCAUAUUCCAAGUUAUUUCAUGUAGAAUUUCUCAGAUAGUGCAUUUAUAAAAAAAAGAGAUUAGAAAAAUUAGAUUUCAUAUAGUUAUUUCAUUUAGAAUUUAAUUAGAAAAUGUGUUCAUAACUUUACGGAUGGCUUAUAUUCCAAGUAGUUAUUUCAUGUAGAAUUUCUUAGAUAAUGUGUUUAUAACUAUAUUAUGAAUGACUCAUAUUCCAUGUAGUUAUUUCAUUUAGAAUUUAAUUAGAGAAUAUGUUGACAACAAUGCUAUGCAUGGCUCAUAUCCCAUGUUUCCAAUUCAUGUAGAAAUUAUUAGUGCAUGUGUUCAUAACUAUACCUAUUUCUAACAUUAUCUAUGCUUAAAUCAUGAAAAUAGAGUUGUGCCUUUGGCAUGUGUGCUUGCAGGAAUUAUCAAUAUCAUUAGGUGAUAAUAUAAUAUAUUUAACCAUUUUUCAGUUGCAUAGUAUUUAAUUUAUAGUAAAAUAUAUUUAGUAUAUAAUACCAUUAAACUUUUAAUUAUAAUAUGUAAAUAAUAUUUUAAUAGGUACGUCUAGAAAUUUUAACCAAAGUGCAUAAGGCACAUGUCAAAAGCAGGAAUCUAAUUAUAUGUUAUGUGGUGUAACACUUUAACUUAUAGCAUAUGAGACAUGGUUGCUGUAUUUAUACAUAUUUAUUUAGAUUUACCAGUGACUAUAAAAUCCCUUCAAGCCAGCUUAAUGGAAAAAGAAAUUUACGGUGGUAGUACGACCAGCCUUGGUCGUCUCUUAAAAACUAUUGGUUUUUUUUUACAAAAAAGAUGACAAUCGCAGGGCUUUAAUGGAGUUGCCUCACAUAGCACAUUUGAGAAGAAAUUUUCUGCAAAGAUUUAUUGCGAAUGAAGAGUUGGGUAUAAAUAAAAAACCCUGCAUAUAUAUUGAUGAAACCUGGGUAUUUUCAAAUGGUUCAUUUAGAAGAUCAUGGCAGGAUGAUGAUGUAAGAUCUGUAAGAAAAUCCUCUGGAGAAGGACAUAGAUACAUUGUUCUCCAUGCUGGAUCUCAUCUGGAUGCUGGAUCGUCAUUCUAACAAAUGCAUAAUUAAAUUAUCGAACUAAGACCCAAGGAAAUAAUGUCAUCUUUCCAUUACUGAGAAAUGAUUAUCAUCCAAUUUAGAGUCAAAUUUUAGAUUAGUUUUUGUUACAUGUGGAAUUAGCCUGAUGUGACCAUUUUUAGAUAUAUUUCAAAAUUAUAAAUUCUGUCACCA